AUGUUGCGCACGUCGUUACGGUCUGCUUCAGGCCGUGCUUGCGCAUCUUGCCGUACGGCUUCACGAAGACAUGUGAGAGAACGUCGAUACUAUUCAACGCCAGCCAACGAGGAUGAACAAAACAGUGUGAAGAAUGCGUCUUCCUCUGAAGACAAUGUGAAACCCACGGUAUUGAUAGAAGAGACGUCAAAGUCGCCUUCUACAUCAAUCUCCAAUAAUGCUUCCACUGCUGACUCGAAUGCGCCAAAGAGUAAUAGCAAGGCCGAACCGUUAACUUCAGACAAGAUCAGCUUCUCCGGAGUUUUGACAAGGGAUCUAUUUAAAGUGACAAAUCCUGCCGAACCGGGCGAACAACGGGAACAACCAGAAACUGCAAAACGGUCAAAGUCGAAGAAGAAGGCGAAGUCGGAGAAACUAGAGGAAGGAGAACAAGGAGGCGAGACAGGAGAGAAUGAAUCAACAAAGAAGAAAUCAUCAAAGAAGAAGAAAUCCAGGAAGAUAAAAAGAACGCCAGGCGAUAUAAAAUCACGGAUGAGAAAAGUACCAGUAAAACCGCGUGCGAAGCCUCCGACAUUGACCGCGCGGCAGGCUGGGAAAAAGCCAUCGAGGAGUAAACCAGCAAGAAACCCCCCUGGGCCACCGAAGCCGUUAAAUAUUGAGGUUUCAGAUACCCUUGUCGACGGUUUGCAGAAGGAGGACAUCGACUUCAAAGCCCUCGACUACGACACACCACCAGUUCCUACUCUGUCAUUCGGCCUGGAUAGAGUGUUGUUCAAUCCUGGUGUAUAUCACCUUCGAGAUCCUCGAUCCCGAGUCUACAACUUUGACCCUGAUUUAGGGACUAUUAUGCCUGUUACCGAGUUCGAUUUCAAGACUUUGAAGGAGUAUAUAACGUCUUCGAAAGAUGAGACACUUAUCGAGCUCGCCCGAAAGACAAAGAAGAAAUACGUUGGUUCAUCAUCGAGCAUGACAUCGGUGCUGUCUCAUUUUCAUUAUUUGCUGUCCAAUUGGCGACCACUCAAGCAAGACAUAAUCUCAAGGGGUUUUGAGGAUAGCGACCGUCAAUUUACAAGGCUCUUAAGAGGCCCUUCUGCAAUGUUUCUACAUUACAAAGACGGUGUUUAUGCAAUUGACGCGGAUAAGGAGUUUGACUCGGCCAAUAUUCUCAUGAACCUCGGUAAAUCAAUGGAGAAACAACUCACACUACCAAAAGAGCAAUUUGAGAGAUAUCGCCGAUCUGCUCCGAACAAGAUCACCCCGGAGGAAGAGAACGAGGUGCCAGAAUCAUACCAUUACUCCACGUUAGGCGACUUUGUUAUGCGAUCACAGUUGGAUGCCUACGAUCCGCGACUCCCGGGAAGCGGCAUGUUUGAUCUCAAGACCCGUGCUGUGGUAUCAAUUCGCAUGAGUGUGUCGGACUAUGAGCAAGGGCUUGGUUAUGAAAUCCGCAACCGAUUCGGAUCUUUCGAGUCGUUUGAGCGAGAGUACUAUGACAUGAUCCGAGCCGCAUUUCUCAAAUAUUCGCUCCAGGUCCGCAUAGGUCGCAUGGAUGGUAUCUUUGUUGCAUUCCACAAUAUCGAACGCAUUUUCGGAUUUCAAUACGUGCCACUUUCGGAGAUGGACUACGCCCUGCACGGUCAGUCAGAUACCGAAUUGGGUGACCGGGAGUUUCAGUACAGUAUCAAGCUGUGGAACAAGAUUCUGGAUAAGGCUACGGCUAAGUAUCCACAGCAGUCACUUCGUCUUCAUUUUGAGACUACAGAGAGUCGUCCAGCGAGAAUGAUGGUAUUUGUGCAGCCAGUAACGGACGAUGAUAUCCGGGCUAUACAGGAGAAGAACAAGACGAAGAUUGAGAAGGCUCAGCAACAGAUGCUUUACCCAGAGACUCUCACUCAGGAGGAAGAAAUUGAUCUGGAGGAUGAUGUUGUUGAGUCUGAGACUUCUGAGGCCAUAGCUGAUGCCGACGUUGCUGUCGCGGAAGCUAGGGUUGGGGCUGAGAAUGAGUCUAUCGCCGCUGAUACCACUACGAUUGAAAAAAUUGAAAGUCAGCCCGUGCUCAAAACCGAGACUGGAUCAAUCAUAGACCCUACAACAACCAUCUCAACAUCAGAGCUCCCAUCACAACCACCACAAAAAGACUUGCCCGGCCUCAUCACCGCCCUUGCCAAAUAUAUACAUAAUUCCCGCCACAUCGUCGACAACAUCACCGAAAUACUCGCAACCACCAACCAAAAAGGAGAUACAAACAAACCAGCGCUCAGCCCCCUCACCGUCCUCUCCGAGAAGAUAGAAACAUCCCGCAAAGUUGUGCAAUCCGUCAAACAAAAAAUCGACAACAUACUCGAAGAGCGUGAAGCAGCUUACAUCCGCCCCAAACUCUUCGGAAUGGAAAUCGGCAUCCAAAACCUAGUCAACAACCGUGUCGUCGAUCGACCAACCAACCUCAAACCAACAAACGAUUGGAAAGUAGUCUACACAAUCAACGAAUUCAAGAUUGGUGAUGGUGGACUCUGGAACCAUUUUGUUGGUAUGCGGAGUCGGCGUGAGAAGGCAUUGUCGUUUGAGAAGAGAAAGAGCUCUGAUGAUCAUUAUAUUUUGAAUUUGAGACGGUUGGCGAUGCAGGGAAAGAAGUUUAGGGAGGAGGAGGAUCGGAUUGAUAAGGAGCGAGGGAUUGUGGUUUAUGAGGAGUUGAAGGGUGGGGAUUCUGCUGGGUCGGCGUAA
Messenger RNA from Talaromyces marneffei, 2721 nucleotides. RefSeq lists its product as uncharacterized. The record is from RefSeq and is a predicted model, not a curated record. Bases 1 to 2721 code for a protein of 906 amino acids. Gene Ontology annotation, cellular component: mitochondrion; mitochondrial envelope. Lineage: Eukaryota; Fungi; Ascomycota; Eurotiomycetes; Eurotiales; Trichocomaceae. Gene Ontology annotation, biological process: mitochondrial RNA 5'-end processing. The transcript is spliced from 4 exons.